GAAAGGACAUACAAACCAAGCAACAGCCUCCUCAACUCCACGUCGUAUCUAAAUCUAAACUAAAACGACUUCUAACACAUCCACCAAAAUGUCUUCCCACCCUUUUUCUCUCGCUAUUACACUCUCCCAAUCCUCUUCUCAAGAAGUUGAUGGAUUCCAACAACCUCGACUAGACUCCCCGCCUCCACCUCCAUCACCUCCAAACACAAUGCACGCAAUGGUAGACCCAAUACAACAUUACUAUUCCUCUCUUUUAUCUUCUCCUCAACUGGGUUCUUCGCCUCAAUCAGUUGUGUACGCCCCGCUUCCCUUACAACCACAAGUACAAUCGCAGGAGACGCCAACACAAUCCCAACAAUCCCCCUCUCCAUCCACGCCAUCUCCCUACUCACGCCAAAAACAACAAGCACUGCGAAAUGACACUUCACGCUCUCAACCUCACUCUCGACCAGAAUCUCAUCAUCACCUUCUGUCACCAUCCAUCCCGUCCGUCUUCCAAACCGAACACCAACAGACCUCGAAUGUAAUACAUUCUCCAAAAUUAAAUUACAAUACCAUCUCUUCGAGCCAACAUCCAGUUUCAACCCAAUUUCCUGAUUUCUCAACUCGUCCCUUUCCUUUAUUUUCCCCGGGAUUACCUGUGCCCCACUGGUCCUCCUCGCCACAUACAUCUACAUCCACACCCGCUUCUUUUUCCACGCCCUCUUCCUUCUCAGCUUCGCAUUCCAAUGCACACUCAAAUUCAGAUUCGGAUCUAGAAACCGGCAUCGAAGACGACAACAGAGCAAGAGAAUUAUCAUGGGACGCACAGCAUACCCAAAAACUCGCAGUGCAGAGGGCGCAACACAUGUGUGCUUGGUUCACGGGCGUUGUGAUUGGGAUGUUGGGGGUUGUGGGGGUGGUGCGCUGGGUGUUUUAUGGGUGAGGGAGGGGUGUGGAAGAGUAGUGUAUAGUACAUGGUAUAUGAUAUGAAGUGAGAGAUAUGAAGAAAAACAGAGCAGAGCAGAGGAAAACAUAGCACUCUCUACAUUUCUACCCAAUAUCUUGGCUGGGCAUGAUAUGAUAUAAUAUGAUAUAAUAUAACAUGAACGAUAUUAAACAAGAAACAAGCAGACCACAAAACCAGAGAGAAUUCCACAUAAACGCAAGUGUAAGUGCGAGUGCAAAUGUGAUUGAAGUCUAGAAACGAUGAUGUGUGGAUUGGGUGGAAGUGUAUCCAUCCUGUUUGUGUGCUUGUGUAUAUAUAUAUUUAUGCAUAUCCAAAGAGGAAAAGAAAGACCUCCCCUUGUCUUCCCCCUCUUCAAAUAAUAUUUUUUUUCUUCUUCUCA
Messenger RNA from Botrytis cinerea B05.10, 1328 nucleotides. RefSeq lists its product as hypothetical. The record is from RefSeq and is a predicted model, not a curated record. The transcript has a single exon. NCBI's taxonomy places the organism in Eukaryota, Fungi, Ascomycota, Leotiomycetes, Helotiales, Sclerotiniaceae. The coding region runs from base 89 to 925 and encodes 278 amino acids.